Molecule: messenger RNA, 949 nt
Organism: Daldinia loculata
Lineage: Eukaryota; Fungi; Ascomycota; Sordariomycetes; Xylariales; Hypoxylaceae
Exons: 1
Coding region: 227-517 (96 amino acids)
Source: RefSeq, a predicted model, not a curated record
CAGGGAAAGUGUUAUAGGUCAACGUUAACUGAAGUCCACCAUUUGCAUUAAUAUAUCGAAUACCAAUUUUAUAUGAUUCUAUAUAUCUAACAUUUAGUAAAACCAAACAAACAUUAUAUGACAAGACAACCAUCAUACCUAGCCAGCAUUUAUUUGCCCGUCUAUAUCAAAGCAUCUUAGCUAAAUAUACGUCAUUUCCCCAAGUCUGUCGUCAUCCCUUAAGGCAAUGGCGCUGCCAUAUUUCCCAAACCACCGGGUCAACCUGUCAAUAGGCGAAUUGCGCAUUUUGGAUAAUGGCUUUCUUAACAUCGAGCCCUCCGCUUGGCGAACAUUUCAAACGAUUCAAGACAGCGUAAGACAAGUCACUCGUUUCGCUACCGUGCGGGGAACCUAUGUCUGUUUUUGCAUCGACACUACAAAUAUCACCCCGAGAACAAAAGCUCGAGACAUAACUCAAGUACAACUACAUACAAAUCCAUCACCAGUUGGCCCACCUGAAGGUUAUUUGUUAUUGUAACAUUCGGCACGCCAGCACUCGCGCCGCUAUGAUCAACGCGUUUCAGGCCAUGGAGGAGCCCAAGUAUUGGAACGGCUGGCUUGAUCUCAAAUCCGGAGACAAGGGGUGGGAGGAAGCCCAGGCCAAUAACCCGUUCUUCAUAGGGAUACAAAAGUUGUUGAGUGAGAACGUUGACUGGACGGGCGGCAGCUCUCUUGCUACGAUGUUGUUCCUCCUUGACGCACCAGUUGAGAUGCAAAACUUUUCGUCCGACUUUAAGCUCCGUAUGAAAUUUGAACUACACCGAGAAUCGGUCCGGGGGUCGUUUUGAAAACUUUGGAUUUGGGUCCUUGUAUAUUGUAAUUUGAGAAGUGUUAUUCGAGGUCCUUUAUAAAUUAGGUAGUUUUAGAGCUAGCGGUAACUAUAGCGAUAUGAAUUCAACACGUGGAUAAG